GCUCUUCAUAAUAAGCCCAGCUGGGUUAGUUAAACUAACUAUUCCCCCCAAUGAUGUCAUUUUCUCUUUUUGGCACUGACAUCCGCACGUUGAUAUCCGUAUAUCACUGCGACAGAAAUCAUGGCGACAGACACUUCCACAUACAAAUUGAACCAUUCUAUGCUUCGGGUGAAGGACCCAAAGAGAUCAGUUGAAUUUUACGAGUUCCUCGGCCUCUCCCUCAUCAACAAGAUCGAUUUCCCCGAGAACAAAUUCUCCCUCUACUUCCUGGCAUACAACGGCCCCCAGUCCCUCUCGGGUUCAAACCACUGGUCGGACAGGAACGGCGUCGUCGAACUUACUCACAACUACGGCACAGAGGAUGACCCUUCGUACGCAAUCACGAACGGCAACACAGAACCACACUGCGGAUUCGGUCAUCUCGGAAUCUCCGUUGAUAAUCUCGAGCUGGCAUGUAAACGCCUUGAGGAUGCCGGGUAUGUGUUCCAGAAGAAGAUUGGCGAAGGGAAGACCCAGAACCAGGCCAUCGUGAAGGAUCCAGACGGAUAUUGGAUAGCUAUCAGUUGGAAACACGAAACGGAUGCAGCCGUUGGACAGUCGGAUCCAUCCACCUAUCGGCUGAACCACACUAUGCUCAGGGUCAAGGACUCUCAAAAAAGUUUGAAAUUCUACCAGGAAGUUUUAGGCAUGACUCUUGUCCACACGGCCGAGCUUGAGAAUGGGGAAGGGAAGCGGUUUUUACUCGCCUAUCCCGCGUCCAAUCCGUCGCUCCAAGAGGGCACUGCCAAUCCCACCGCGGACUGGGAGGGUUUGGUGGAAUUGACAUGGAUUUACGGCACAGAAAAGCAGGAAGGGAAGGUCUAUCAUGAUGGCAACGCAGAGCCUCAGGGUUUCGGGCAUAUCUGCGUGUCAGUGGACGAUCUAGACGCUGCGUGUGCUCGUUUGGAGGAGCAAAAAGUGGCCUGGAAAAAGCGACUGACAGACGGGCGCAUGAAGAACGUAGCCUUCGUGCUUGACCCAGACGGAUACUGGAUCGAGAUCAUCCAGAACGAGAAGUUGAAAAAUCGAAGUAAUUGCGCAUUAGAAGGCCCUCCAGGCGCCGGCACCAGCGAUACAGAUUCGUACCACUGCUUCGAAGACCCGUUCUUCGUCCCUGUAUGGGAGAGAAGUCACGUGAAGUGCGCGCAGAAUCUCCUCGAGUGCGACGGCGAACCCAUCGAAUACGACGACGAGGAAGAGGACUUUAUAGAUAACUGUUUCUUCUUCCCCGAAGACUGCUCCUGCUCUUCGACCAAGACAUCAUCGACCUUCAGCACUGAUGUCACUGACCCCGAACUCGACGAUAUCAACCCUGCCGAGAUGAUCCCAGAGCUGCCGGGCAUCAAAAUGCUGGACACGGAAGCCCUGACCAACCUGCUAGAGGAUAACCUAUGCCCCCCAGAGAUUACCUCUAUUAUGAUAUUCGCUACAAAUGGGGCCAUUUUCGCGCAUGCCUCCUCACUUCCUGCACGCAAACUACGAAACCUGAGCGCGACAUACGGCGCCGCGUAUUUAUCAUAUGCAGUAAAUGCCCCCGCUGGUAACCUGACUGGCGUUAACCCCUCCAGCCAUCCCUCAUCAUUUGUAACAACACCCUCCGUGCCAUUAGGCGAUGUUGGGUCGAUAGUCUUCGAAUUCGAAAACCUAGCCGCGGUCGUCACCAAAAUCGCAGACAAAGUCCUCCUCGCUGUCGUAGGUCCCAGCCAUAUUAACCCACCGCAGGACCAGCAACAGCCGCCCCCAUCCUCUAAUGGUGAUGGACGCGACCGCGCACCGCCUGGGUCUGCAGCAAGCGAUACAGAACGAGCCACCGCCGGAGCCGAAUCCUACUCAACAGCAUUCGACAGCCACCCGAUGGACCACCCUAAUCCCACGAGUCUUGCAUCAUCAGCACCCAACCCAACCUGUACACCAGCAGCAGCGCUGCACGAAAGGGUAGCCUCAGCAGCAACAGCAGAACGUCCUCUAACACCUGCUUAUAACGACUCGGACGCGGCGCUACAGCUGCAGUGGGAAAUCGACCGCAGCAACGACCUAGACCGCCUCGCGAGUCUGAAUCUUGACUCGUCGCCUGCAGUGCUUCUGGCCCUGGAAUCCAAGUCCGCUGCCCUGGGGAAGUUCCUGAGUAACAAGCUACAGGAUCUUGAGUAUCCGGAUGAUUUCUGA
Messenger RNA from Blastomyces dermatitidis ER-3, 2205 nucleotides. Its product is annotated as lactoylglutathione lyase GLO1. The coding region runs from base 121 to 2205 and encodes 694 amino acids. The transcript is spliced from 7 exons. Gene Ontology annotation, molecular function: lactoylglutathione lyase activity; metal ion binding. Lineage: Eukaryota; Fungi; Ascomycota; Eurotiomycetes; Onygenales; Ajellomycetaceae. The record is from RefSeq and is a predicted model, not a curated record.